UGGUCAGUUCUUCACAUCAACAACAAUGGCAGAUUCUUUGCCUCCUGGGUUUAGGUUUUACCCUACUGAAGAAGAGCUUGUUUCCUUUUAUUUGUUCCACAAGCUUCAAGGUGGAACCCAGGAUUUGAUUCGAGCCGUUGAUCAAACCAUACCUCUUUUGAAUAUUUAUCUCUUCAAUCCUUGGGAUCUUCCACAGUUUGCUGGGGAGGUGUGCAAGAGAGAUGAAGAGCAAUGGUUUUUCUUCAUACCAAGGCAAGAAAGUGAAGCAAGAGGAGGAAGACCAAAGAGAGUGACAGCCAAUGGGUAUUGGAAGGCCACUGGGUCUCCAACUUAUGUGUACUCUUCAAACACCCAUAGAAGCAUUGGUGUUAAAAGGUCUAUGGUUUUCUACAAUGGAAGAGCUCCCAAAGGAACCAAAACUCAAUGGAAAAUGAACGAAUAUAAGCUCAUCGGUUACCCUAAGUUGAGCUUAUGUCGAAUUUACAAGAAAUCAAAGUCAUUGAGAGCAUUUGAUAGACGCCCGCAACCGCCGCCAUUGGAGGCUCCAAUUCCGCCCAAGCAAUGUCUAGAAACUCAGCAUAACGCUGGCGAUCAGUUCGCCGACGACCAGAAGUUACCGAAUCCGCCAUUAACGGUGGAGAGAGCAAGCUCGCCGGAGUCUUUUUCAUCUGGAGAUGGGCAUGGAGAAGCAGCCACCACAAACUACAACAUGCAGCUGAAGAUGGAAGUUGACAAUUAUGAGCUUGUGUGGGAUUGGAGCCGUUUGAACUGGCUCUAGUUUUAUAUACCUAAAAAUAACUAAUUAUCAUAAACUCGUGCGUUAUUA
Messenger RNA from Cucurbita moschata (crookneck pumpkin), 826 nucleotides. Its product is annotated as NAC domain-containing protein 90-like. Gene Ontology annotation, biological process: regulation of DNA-templated transcription. The transcript is spliced from 3 exons. Bases 26 to 778 code for a protein of 250 amino acids. Gene Ontology annotation, molecular function: DNA binding. NCBI's taxonomy places the organism in Eukaryota, Viridiplantae, Streptophyta, Magnoliopsida, Cucurbitales, Cucurbitaceae. The record is from RefSeq and is a predicted model, not a curated record.